AUUGAGAUGAACAUAUUCAUUCUUCAAAUUAAUAGAGGAAAUUGCCACUUUUAGAGUUUAGAUCUUCAAUUUUCCAAAAUAUAUUAUCAUAAGAUUGAUUAAAGAAAACAAAGUGCUUAAGCUAAGGAUUGACAACGCGAUAACUAUAAACUAAUCACAUAUCGUGAUGGGCAUAGAUAUGAUAUUGUUGAGAGUUAUCUAGUAUUGAAUAAUCCAUUUGUCAUCUUCCCAAAAGAGAAUUGACGGAACCAAGCGAGCUGAAGACAAAUUCCUUUCCCAAUAUAGCCUUUAGAAGUUAACGAAUUUUUAUUCAAGGAAAGGACAAACACAAAGGACAAAGGGCAAAGGGCAUAUCUGUCUAACAACAAAAUAAAAACUAUAAACCCAUAUGGUCUUUCCUUCAUGAACUCAAAAUCCUCAGCUUUUCUUCAUUAGCCUCAUCCCUACUCCUUUUCAUGCUCGUCUAGCUGCAAGCCUGAAACCAAAAGCACAUCAGCACGCGUGCUAAAGUUGUUGCUGAGCUUGAAGAAUAAGGAGAGCUAGCUAACCAUGGACUCGAGCCAAACGCCCCCUCAGGGCCUAACCAUAGAAGAAUACGCGCAGCUGAAACCUCUCAUUGACACAUACCAUAAAUUUGAGCCAACACCAAACACUUGCACAUCGCUAAUAACGCAGCGUAUCGACGCCCCAGUUCAAGUCGUGUGGCCUUUCGUUCGAAGCUUCGAGAGCCCCCAAAAUUACAAGCACUUCAUCAAGAGUUGCAACAUGAGCAGCGACGGCGGCGUUGGAAGCAUUAGAGAAGUCACUGUUGUUUCGGGUCUUCCAGCUUCGACAAGUACAGAAAGACUAGAGAUUUUGGAUGAUGAAAAGCAUAUAUUAAGCUUUAGGGUUGUUGGAGGUGAGCAUAGGCUGAGAAACUACAGGUCAGUCACUUCGGUGAAUGAGUUUCAUAAGGAAGGGAAAGUUUACACCAUUGUUUUAGAGUCUUAUAUAGUAGAUAUACCAGAAGGAAACACUAGGGAAGAUACAAAAAUGUUUGUGGACACAGUUGUGAAGUUGAAUCUGCAAAAGCUUGGGGUUGUGUCAAUGGGUUCUCUUCAUGUACAUGAUUGAGAAGAAGAUUGAAGUUGGUUGGAUGGGUAAGAUUCUCAUUGGAACUCUGGUUUUUGUUUUUUGUUUAUUUAUUAAUGGGGUUUGACAGUUUGGGGAUUGGUUUGUAUAUCAUACUUUUUGUCGGGUGAUGAAUUCAGUUAUAUUAUAUAUUAUGGGGUAUCAUUUUAAUCUCUCAUUAAAAAACCAUUCAUCUUCAUUUUAUUGAAGAUUGACCAAUGAAAUAAGAAAUAAUUCGGUUUGUUUUUGUUCUCAUGCCAGUUUUCUGUUUGCGUGUAAUUACAUUAAUCAAGAACCUUAGCUACCCAUAUAUAUAACUCUGAUGGUUUGAUAAUAGAAAGGGUUGAUCUUUGA
Messenger RNA from Durio zibethinus, 1464 nucleotides. RefSeq names its product abscisic acid receptor PYL2-like. The record is from RefSeq and is a predicted model, not a curated record. Gene Ontology annotation, molecular function: abscisic acid binding; protein phosphatase inhibitor activity; signaling receptor activity. Gene Ontology annotation, cellular component: nucleus; cytoplasm. NCBI's taxonomy places the organism in Eukaryota, Viridiplantae, Streptophyta, Magnoliopsida, Malvales, Malvaceae. Gene Ontology annotation, biological process: abscisic acid-activated signaling pathway.